CACUAGCAGGCUCUGGAAACUCACGUUCCCGUGUCGCGCAACUGGCACUGGACGGUGGACCACCCCCUCCAGUACGGCAUCGCAUCGUCCUCGCGUGCCCAUUCGUUGAUCCCAUCGUCUUCCGGUCUUCCCCCUUCCCCGAUCCCCCUCCCGGCCUCCCCACUCCGAUCCAAGCCCCCCCCCCCCCCCUCCCCGCCGCCGCCGGCCAUGUCCAAGUACGGCACCAUCCCCACCUCCUCCUCCGCGGGCGGCGGGGCGCCCCUCGGGGGCGCCUCCCCGCUCGACUUCAUCUCCCGCGCCAAGGCCCGGGGCGCCUCGGCGCUGGCCACGCGCCGGCCCUGGCGCGAGCUCGGGGACAUCCACGCCAUCGGCCUGCCCCCGAGCCUCGGCGACGCCUACCUCCACGUGCGCGCCAACCUCGUCCACUUCGCCAUGAACUACGCCAUCGUCGUCCUCGUCGUCGUCUUCCUCUCCCUGCUCUGGCACCCCGUCUCCCUCAUCGUCUUCCUCGUCUGCAUGCUCGCCUGGCUCGUCCUCUACUUCCUCCGCGACGAGCCGCUCGUCCUCUUCGGACGCGUCAUCGCGGACGGGUACGUCCUCGCCGCGCUCGCCGUCGUCACGCUCGGCCUGCUGCUGCUCACCGACGCCACCGCCAACAUCCUCUCCUCGCUGCUCAUCGGCCUCGUGCUCGUCGUCCUGCACGCCGCGCUGCACAAGGCGGAGGACAACGCCGACGACGAGGUCGGACGCUGGUACGCGCCGGUGCCUCAGCAGCUGCCGCAAUAGCUCAGUUGCCGUCUGCUGUUGGACAUGAGGCACAAAUGUUCAGAGAAUGGUUUGGACUUACUUAUGCUUCUCUUCUCUUUCCACGAAUUUUACUUGUGCUGUAGCCUUUGAUAAAUUAGAGCAGCUAAUUGUCCAAUUAGAGCUUCGAUUGGCGCAAUCAUGUGAUACCAUGCGCAAUUCUGUUGACUUUAAUUGGUGUCUUGAAGAAGCACUGCAUGGUCAAAUCGAUUGCCCCUCGACGAAGGUUUUCCUAUGCUGUAUCAUCAGUCAUUGUCAUUCCGCCGCCCUCUCCAUUCUCUAAAUUUCCCAAACUGUCAGCUGAUAAUUAGCCCCUUUUCAAACAUAGAUUGAGACUUCUUGUAUUUAUAUGUACUGGGUAUGUUGACACCUUGUAAUGACGAAAUGAAGAUACCAAGUGUCUGCAUGACAUGUGAGAAA
Molecule: messenger RNA, 1224 nt
Organism: Panicum virgatum (switchgrass)
Lineage: Eukaryota; Viridiplantae; Streptophyta; Magnoliopsida; Poales; Poaceae
Product: PRA1 family protein F3-like
Exons: 2
Coding region: 208-786 (192 amino acids)
Biological process (GO): vesicle-mediated transport
Cellular component (GO): Golgi apparatus; endoplasmic reticulum
Source: RefSeq, a predicted model, not a curated record